UUCCUUCAUAUCAUAAAGAGCUUUAACGACGCGUGAAAUUGAAUCAUUUAUUAAAGAAUAUCUUUCUUUCCUGUACAUUCAGCAAUAAUUAAAGCAUUGCAUUUACAGCAAAGUUCUGCUGUACGGCAGCACGACAGAAUGAGAAUAAUUAUAGUUUUAUCUGUAAUUCUUGCUUCCGCCGAAUGCCACCCGAAACGAACCAGUCGAUCAACACAUCGGUCACCAGGUGUCGGCUGUGAACAGACCUGUAGACGGUACGGUUAUACACCAGUCUGUUCAGAUCAACAUGAAAAUUUCGACAAUGAAUGUUUUCUGGAUUGCAACUGGAAAUAUAAAGGCUGUGAUGGUACGUGCCCCUGUAGACCAAGCAGAUCUGAUCAAGGAAGACAACAUGCAAGGGUAGAACGCCCACCAGACAGAAACAGAAACAGAUAUAGUCCUACACAAGCUCCACAAUAUAGACCAACACAACCACCACAGUAUAGACCAACACAACCACCACAAUACAGACCAGAACCAUCACCACCGCCGUACAGACCAGAACCUCCACCACAAUACAGACCAGAACCAUCACCACCGCCGUACAGACCAGAACCUCCACCACAAUACAGACCGGAACCACCGCCACAAUACAGACCAGAACCUCCACCACAAUAUAGACCGGAACCACCGCCACAUUACAGACCAGAACCAGCACCACAAUACAAUCCUGAACCACCGCCGCAAUACAGACCUGAACCACCACCACAAUAUAGACCGGAACCACCGCCACAAUACAGACCAGAACCAGCACCACAAUACAAUCCCGAACCACCGCCGCAAUACAGACCUGAACCACCACCACAAUACAGACCGGAACCAACACCACCGCCGUACAGACCAGAACCUCCACCACAAUACAGACCAGAACCACCGCCACAAUACAGACCAGAACCUCCACCACAAUAUAGACCGGAACCACCGCCACAAUACAGACCAGAACCAGCACCACAAUACAAUCCUGAACCACCGCCGCAAUACAGACCGGAACCACCACCACAAUACAGACCUGAACCACCACCACAAUAUAAACCGGAAGGACCUCCACAGUACAGACCUGAUCCACCAACGCAGUACAGACCUGAACCACCACCACAAUACAAACCAGAUUCACAACCACAAUAUCAACCUGAACCACCACCGCAAUACAAACCUGAACCACCGGUACAAUACAGACCGGAACAACCACCGCCAUCCAGACCUGAACCACCGGUACAAUACAGACCGGAACCACCACCGCCAUCCAGACCUGAACCACCACCGCAAUACAAACCUGAAUCACCGGUUCAAUUUAGGCCUGAACCAAAAACACUUUCAAAGCCAGAUCCCAUUGCGCAAUACAGACCAGAACCUCCACCACAAUAUAGACCGGAACCACCGCCACAAUACAUACCUGAACCAACACCGCAAUUAAACCCAGAACCUACGCAAUAUAGACCGCAACCAAUUCAACCAAUACUGCAAUCACAACCAAAACAGAAUCAAAUUCAACAACACAAACCUGAACUAACGCAAUUCAUUCCUCCACCACCACCAACACAACCACCAACACCACCACCACAGAUCAAACAUGAACCUACCCCUCCGCCGGUGUUUGACCCCAUACCACAGAGCAUACCGGACCUCCAACCUCAAUUUCUGCCAGAACCUGUAGCACAAAAUACCAAUCAACAACAGCAACAGGUACAACAACAAAUUCAACAGAUACAACAACAGUUACAACAACAAUUACAACAACAGAUACAACAACAGAUACAACAACAGAUACAACAAAAACCAGACAUGCAAGCCAAAAAUAACAACAAUAAUAUGCCUAACAACAAUAAUAUGCCUAACAACAAUAAUAUGCAUAACAACAAUAAUAGGCAUAAUAACAACAACAACAAGCAAUCUGGUUCUAGGCCAUUCUUUUGUGUGUGUGAUGGAAGCCCAGAUCCAGUAUGUACCAAUGAAGGAACGGAAACAAACGAUUGUUUAGCUUCGUGCAAGAAUAAAGUUGUUUUAUACGACGGUCCAUGUUUCCCGAUGGUGUGAAAAGAAAGGACUAAAUCAGGGUGUUUUACUGACCGUCUUUCUUGUGCUGUUUUAAAGAACUUUAUACCGGUAGCUAAUGUUCUUUCGGUAGUUCAAUUUAGCCAGGUGUUAAAGACCCAUAGAUAUUCUGUUUGUACUUUUUUUAAAAAGAAAGUUAUAUGAGCCGCGCCAUGACAAAACCAAAGUAAUGCGUUUGCGACCA
Ruditapes philippinarum (Manila clam) is the source of this 2275-nucleotide messenger RNA. RefSeq lists its product as uncharacterized. Lineage: Eukaryota; Metazoa; Mollusca; Bivalvia; Venerida; Veneridae. Bases 139 to 2073 code for a protein of 644 amino acids. The transcript has 4 exons. The record is from RefSeq and is a predicted model, not a curated record.